This is a messenger RNA of Penicillium atrosanguineum, 801 nucleotides long. Its product is annotated as H(+)-transporting V1 sector ATPase subunit D. Bases 1 to 801 code for a protein of 266 amino acids. Gene Ontology annotation, molecular function: proton-transporting ATPase activity, rotational mechanism. The transcript is spliced from 6 exons. Gene Ontology annotation, cellular component: vacuolar proton-transporting V-type ATPase complex; fungal-type vacuole membrane. Gene Ontology annotation, biological process: vacuolar acidification. NCBI's taxonomy places the organism in Eukaryota, Fungi, Ascomycota, Eurotiomycetes, Eurotiales, Aspergillaceae. The record is from RefSeq and is a predicted model, not a curated record.
AUGUCGGGUGCUGUGGGCCGAGAGCCAGUCUUCCCGACUCGUCAGUCGCUAGGAAUAAUGAAGAGCAAGCUGAAGGGGGCUGAGAUCGGACACAGCUUGCUGAAGCGAAAGAGUGAGGCCUUGACAAAGUAUCGGGCAGAAAUCACACGACGUAUAGAUGAGGCCAAGCAGAAGAUGGGACGGGUCAUGCAGAUUGCAGCCUUCUCCCUUGCCGAAGUGAGCUACGCCGUUGGCGGAGACAUCGGAUACCAGAUUCAGGAGUCCGCCAAACAGGCCCGCUUCCGUGUGCGAGCCAAGCACGAGAACGUCUCGGGUGUCUUCCUUCCCCAAUUUGAAAGCCACACAGAGACUGCUAUCAACGACUUUGGCUUGACCGGUCUUGGAAAGGGUGGACAGCAAAUUCAACGCUGCCGGGAGACAUACGCGCGGGCCGUGGAGACCUUGGUGGAGCUGGCUAGUCUACAGACUGCAUUCUUGAUUCUAGAUGAGGUGAUUAAGGUUGUGAACCGAAGAGUAUCCGCAAGUGAGCACGUCAUUAUCCCCCGAACCGAAAACACCAUCAAAUACAUCAACUCCGAACUCGAUGAACUCGAUCGAGAGGAGUUUUACCGCCUCAAGAAGGUCUCCGGUAAGAAGCAGAGAGACGUUGCCGAGGCAGACGCCGAGAUUCUCGCAGCCCGACAGAAGGCAGCGGAGAAGGAGGCAGCGAACAACACUCCAGCUGUUGCGGCUCCAUCUACAGGAGACACCGAUGCGCCCGAUGUUCUCGGUGAGCAAGAAGACAACGAUGUCAUCUUCUAG